AUGAAGGUGCUCCACAGAAUUCCUUGCGUGGGAGCGUUGCUCGCUGUUGCGUUCAUCUCGACGGCGGCAUCGCUUGAAGACAGUCCGGAGCUCCAGUAUGAAGAGAUUCCAGACUACCGCCAAGUGUACGUCCCCGACUUCGACACGCAGGAUGUUCCUGCAGCCACGAGCAACGGCACGGAGGAACUCUUCGGUCUUGGCUGCCUGUUUGGGAAGAAAAUGUGGUGCAAGGGAGAACGCGUGUGUCUGGAUCCGAUCGGCCUGCUCGAGUGCGCCGUGGACGUCAUCAGCCCCAUCAAGCUGGACGACAUCGUGAGCAACAUGGAGAAGGCUGUGAAGGACUUCGCCAACGAUCCCAUCAGCACGAUAAUCGACUUUGCCGAGGAGAGCAUCAACGACGCCAUCCACGACGUCAUGAACUGCUACACGGGUCUGGCCAAGAAGCAGCCCACGUGCAAGCAGAUGAGCACCUUCCAGUCGUGCAUUAACGCGGGGCUUGACGUACUCUCGGUGGUCACUCCUGCUGCUAAGGGCGUCACUCUCGCCAGAGUGAACAAAUUCAAGAAAGGGGUCACUCGAAUCCAGAAGGUGGCGGACAGCACCAUCACGCAGUGUGCGCUGGGCUGUCCGGGGAAAGUCUGCUCGCCUCCUGAAGGCACGCGGACCUACACCCCUCCUGCGGGCUGUGUGUGUCGCCAGCUCGAGUUUGAACUUGACGGUCACAGCGGAACGACCCCCGCAGUUUGCUCGGAGAGCAUUCUCACAACGGAUGCAGCGGUCAAAGUUCAGUUCAAGUACGUCGGCUGCUACGUGGGUAUCGACGGAAAUUCCGGCGGGUACGCGGGCUGUGGAGCGGCGGUGGCUUCGAGCGUGUUUUCGAACGGCGGCAUGUUUGUGCGCUGCAACGACCAGUACGGAGAAGUAGGAAAGCUUGGAUAG
Molecule: messenger RNA, 939 nt
Organism: Phytophthora sojae
Lineage: Eukaryota; Oomycota; Peronosporomycetes; Peronosporales; Peronosporaceae
Exons: 1
Coding region: 1-939 (312 amino acids)
Source: RefSeq, a predicted model, not a curated record